Messenger RNA from Camellia sinensis, 812 nucleotides. The record is from RefSeq and is a predicted model, not a curated record. Lineage: Eukaryota; Viridiplantae; Streptophyta; Magnoliopsida; Ericales; Theaceae.
UCUAACUAAAUUCUUUUGUGUCUUUGUUAUUAACCAAGGUCAUUUUGGGGAAGGAAAUUAAAAGUCCAUGCGACGUCGUCUUAGGUGGCUUUGCAAACUCCUUUCCCCCGUCACUGUAACUGUAAGCAAGAUCCGGGGGUCAUCUCUCUCCUCCCCUGCUGCGAUCUCCCGUCGGAAAAGCAAAUCAGAAAGAAGACGCAGCACAACAGCACCAGUUCAUAUUACAUGCAGCAUUGGAUAUUGUCCAGGACCUUGCAUGGACAACAAGUGCUAUGUUCUUGAAAGCAAUUGACAGAUUCAACGAUUUGGUGGUUUCGGUCUAUGUUACUGCUGGUCAUACACGACUUAUGCUACUUCAUGACUCCCGUAAUGAUGAUGGAAUCAAAAGCUUCUUUCAAGAGGUCCAUGAGCUAUAUAUAAAGAUUCUUCUGAAUCCACUCUACCUACCUGGCUCUCGGAUUACGUCAUCUCAUUUUGCUACGAAAGUUCGAGCCCUUGCAAGAAAAUAUCUCUGAGGCCAUUUUGCUAUCUACCAGAGGCAAGAGCUUGGUAAUAUGGAAUGAGGUUUGCAGUACUCCAAAUUAACAAUUAAAUCUCUGUGACUUGAUCUUGCAUUUGUUUGAAGUACGUCCGAUGAGUAUCAAGGCAUUUUGCCUCUGAUGAUUUCCGUUUGAUGACCAUAUGGUACGAUUGCAGUUUGAAAUCUCUAGUUUAUUCUAUGAAAGAGCUAUGUAGUCAUAUCAUAGUCUUUAUUCUAUAUGAUAAUGAUUUGGCCUAUAUAUUCAAUUUUUCAUUAUUUUCAUUUGGCAUUA